CAAGUUUCGCAUGUGACAACAAACAUUCAAAAACUACGAAAAGUUCGCGAAAAUUGGAGCAAACUAUUUUUUUAGUUAUUUUGCAAUCGAAUAAAAAAAAUUACCGUGCAAUAAAAAACUCUAAAAUAACUCAGUGUAGUGAAUCAUUUCUAAUUUUUUGAUUGAAUAUGGUAUUUUUUUGAAUAGUUUUGAUAUAUAAAUCUACGCCCAUAGAUGUCGUACUACACCAUGGAAUUAAAAACUUUUUCUAUAGCCUUUAGCGUUUUAUACCUUUUUGCACCAGCCUACUGCAUAGAAUUAGAUGCAGAUUCAAAUCCACAAGAAAGACAAGCUCUUCCUUAUUCUAAUUUCGUCUGUACUAAAGAAGGAUUCAACGCAGAUCCACAUAAUUGCAAGGUGCUUUACCGAUGUAUAGGUAACGGCAAAGGUGGUUACACACCCAUACGUUUUGAGUGCGGCGAAGGAACAGUUUUUGAUCCCGCUACAACCACCUGCAAUUAUCCUUACGCUAGCAGUAGAGAAGAAUGUGGAGGAAAUGCUAUUGAGGAAAUAUACAAACCUGUAUCAGUACCAAUUCAAUCCUCUACAUAUGUAACAGUUGCUGUAACCCAAGCAACGGUCGAUUAUUCUAACCAGCUUACAGGUGUAUGCUCACAGGAAGGCUUUGUAGGGGAUUCCAAAGACUGUAAAAAGUUUUACAGAUGCGUAUCCAAUGGCCAAGGAAGUUUUAUCAGAUAUGAAUUUAGUUGUGGUACAGGUACCGUAUGGGACCCACAAAUAUCGUCCUGUAAUUUUCCAGCAGCAGCAAAUAGACCAAAUUGUCUAGAAGAACAAGGUACAACGCCCAUUCUUGUUAGAGCUUCAAGCAACAAUGUACAUAAUUUUACUUCCUCUCGUCAAAAUUCUUCAUCCUCAUCCCAGCAAAGCUUUCAGAAUUCUACCAGUAGUAGCAGUAGUUUUAAUAAUACCUCUUCCAGCAGUAGUAGCAGUAGUUCUAGUUCCAGUAGUAGUAGUUCCUCCUCCAAUAGCAACUCUCAACAAAACAAUAACCAAAGUGGUUCAAAUGCAUCAAAUUUCACAGGGCAAAAUUCGUCAAGUUCUAACCAAGGAAGCAGUUCAUCCUUAAAUCAAAAUCAACAAAACCAACAAAAUUCAGGAAGUCAACAAGGAUCUAGUUCAUCUAGUGGCAAUCAACAAAACCAACAAAGUUCUGGAAGUCAACAAGGGUCAAAUUCUUCUAAUCAAAAUCAACAGAACCAACAAAGUUCAGGUAGCCAACAAGGGUCUGGUUCAUCUAGUAACAAUCAACAAAACCAACAAAAUUCUGGAAAUCUACAGGGGUCAAGUUCUUCUAACCAAAAUCAGCAAAACCAACAAAGUUCAGGAAGUCAACAAGGAUCUAGUUCAUCUAGCAACAAUCAACAAAACCAACAAAGUUCAAAUUCUUCUUCCUCAAGUUCCUCUUCCUCAAGUUCCUCCAAUCAAAAUCAACAAAACCAACAAAGUUCAGGUAGUCAACAAGGCUCAAGUUCAUCUAAUAACAAUCAGCAAAAUCAACAAAAUGCAGGAAGUCAACAAGGAUCAAAUUCUUCUAAUCAAAAUCAACAGAACCAACAAAGUUCAGGUAGCCAACAAGGAUCUAGUUCAUCUAGUAACAAUCAACAAAACCAACAAAAUUCUGGAAAUCAACAGGGGUCAAGUUCUUCUAAUCAAAAUCAGCAAAACCAACAAAGUUCAGGAAGUCAACAAGGAUCUAGUCCAUCUAGCAACAAUCAACAAAACCAACAGAGUUCAAAUUCUUCGUCUUCAAGUUCCUCUUCCUCAAGCUCCUCCAAUCAAAAUCAACAAAACCAACAAAGUUCUGGAACUCAACAGGGAACAAGUUCCUCAGGAAGUCAACAAGGAUCCAGUUCAUCUAGCAACAAUCAACAAAACCAACAAAGUUCAGGUUCUUCCUCUUCAAGUUCCUCAAAUCAAAAUCAACAAAACCAACAAAAUACAGGUAGUCAACAAGGCUCAAGUUCAUCAAAUAACAAUCAGCAAAAUCAACAAAAUGCAGGAAGUCAACAGGGGACAAGCUCCUCUAAUCAAAAUCAACAAAACCAACAAAGUUCAGGAAGCCAACAAGGAUCUAGUUCAUCUAGUAACAAUCAACAAAACCAACAAAGUUCAGGAAGUCAACAGGGGUCAAAUGCAUCAAAUCAGCAAGGAUCCUCGUCAAAUCAGAAUCAACAGAAUCAACAAGGUUCUUCAAGCACCUCCUCUAACCAAAAUCAACAAAAUCAGCAAAACUCCUCAGGAUCAUCUCAAAAUCAACAAAAUCAGCAAGGUUCAACAUCUAAUCAGAACCAACAGGGCUCUAACAAUUCCAACCAGAAUCAGCAAAAUCAACAAAACACUUCAGGCUCUUCAACAAAUCAAAACCAACAAAAUCAACAAAAUGCAUUAGGCUCGAAUCAGAAUCAACAAAGUAAUCAGAAUCAGCAAAGCUCGAAUGAAGACCAUUCUGGCCAAAUUUCUAACAAUAAAUGUAUUAAAGAAGGUUUUGCUAACGACGAAAAUGAUUGUAAGAAAUUUUACAGGUGUGUAAGUGAUGGUAAAGGGCAAUUUAUCAAAUAUGAAUUUUCUUGUGCCGAUGGAACUGUUUGGGACCAAACUUCGCUUUCUUGUAACUAUCCGUCGGCAGUAACUGGAAAAUGCUCACAGUCCACGCCCACACAUCCACAGCCUACUGGCCCCACGAGUUCUGGAAAUCAACAGGGGUCAAGUUCUUCCAAUCAAAAUCAACAGAACCAACAAAGUUCAGGUAGCCAACAGGGAUCUAGUUCAUCCAAUAAUAAUCAACAAAACCAACAAAGUUCAGGAAGUCAGGGAUCAAAUGCAUCAAAUCAGCAAAACCAGCAAGGUUCCUCGUCAAAUCAGAAUCAACAGAAUCAACAAGGUUCUUCAAGCACUUCCUCAAACCAAAAUCAACAAAAUCAGCAAAACUCCUCAGGAUCAUCUCAAAAUCAACAAAACCAGCAAGGCUCAACAUCUAAUCAGAAUCAACAAAAUCAACAAAAUUCGUCAGGUUCAAGUCAAAAUCAACAGAACCAACAAGGUUCUAACACUUCCAAUCAGAAUCAACAGAAUCAACAAAACUCUUCAGGCUCUUCAACAAAUCAAAACCAACAAAAUCAACAAAAUGCAUUAGGCUCGAAUCAGAAUCAACAAAGUAAUCAGAAUCAGCAAAGCUCGAAUGAAGACCAUUCUGGCCAAAUUUCUAACAAUAAAUGUAUUAAAGAAGGUUUUGCUAACGACGAAAAAGAUUGUAAGAAAUUUUACAGAUGUGUAAGUGAUGGUAAAGGACAAUUUAUCAAAUAUGAAUUUUCUUGUGCUGAAGGAACUGUUUGGGAUCAAUCUUCGCUUUCUUGUAACUAUCCCUCGGCAGUAACUGGAAAAUGCUCACAGCCUACUGGGACAGGUGUAGGCACUAAUCAAAACCAACAAAGUGACGGAAAUCAAAAUCAACAAGGAUCCAGUAAUCAAAAUCAACAAGGUAAUGGUGAUCAAAAUCAACAAGGUUCUGGCAACCAAAAUCAGCAAGGCGGUGGAAACCAAAAUCAACAAGGUAGUGGAAAUCAAAAUCAACAAGGCAGUGAAAAUCAAAAUCAACAAGGAUCGGGCAAUCAAAAUCAACAAAACGGUACUAACCAAAGUCAACAAGGUUCCGGUAAUCAAAACCAACAGGGUAAUGGCAACCAAAACCAACAGAGUGGUAAUAACCAAAACCAACAAGGUUCGGGCAAUCAAAACCAACAGAGUGGUAGCAAUCAAAAUGGCAAUAACCAAAAUCAACAAGGCAACGGAAAUCAAAAUCAACAAGGAUCUGGCGACCAAACUGAACAAGGUAGUCAAAACCAGCAAGGUUCCGGUAAUCAAAAUCAGCAACAGACUACAACUGAGCAGCAAAAUUCUGGACAAAUUUCUAACAAUACAUGUGUUAAAGAAGGAUUUGCUAAUGAUGAAAAAGACUGUAAGAAAUUUUAUAGAUGUGUUAGUGAUGGUAAAGGGCAAUACAUAAAAUAUGAAUUUAGUUGCCCUGAAGGAACCGUUUGGGAUCAAAAUGCACUUGCUUGUAAUUAUCCCUCAGCAGUAACUGGAAAAUGUUCACAACCAUCGCAGUCACAAUCUAACGUAGAAAGCGAAGGCAAUAACCAAAACCAGCAGGGAUCCGGAAACCAAAACCAACAAGGAUCCAGUAAUCAAAAUCAACAAGGUAACGGUGACCAAAAUCAACAAGGUUCUGGCAACCAAAAUCAACAAGGCGGUGGAAACCAAAAUCAACAAGGCAAUGAAAAUCAAAAUCAACAAGGAUCGGGCAAUCAAAAUCAACAAAAUGGUACUAAUCAAAGUCAACAAGGUUCCGGUAAUCAAAACCAACAGGGUAAUGGCAACCAAAACCAACAGGGAGGCGACAACCAAAACCAACAAGGUUCGGGCAAUCAAAACCAACAAAAUGGCAACAACCAAAAUCAACAAGGCAACGGAAAUCAAAAUCAACAAGGAUCUGGCGACCAAAAUCAACAAGGUAGCGGUAAUCAAAACCAACAAAGUUCCGGUAAUCAAAAUCAGCAACAAACUACAACUGAACAGCAAAAUUCCGGACAAAUUUUCAACAAUAAAUGUGUUAAAGAAGGAUUUGGUAAUGAUGAAAAAGACUGUAAGAAAUUUUAUAGAUGUGUUAGUGAUGGUAAAGGGCAAUAUAUAAAAUAUGAAUUUAGUUGCGCUGAAGGAACCGUUUGGGAUCAAAAUGCACUAGCUUGUAAUUAUCCCUCAGCCGUAACUGGUAAAUGUGCACAACCAUCGCAGUCACAAUCUAACGGAGAAAGCGAAGGCAAUAACCAAAACCAACAGGGAUCCGCAAAUCAAAAUCAACAAGGAACAACUAAUCAAAAUCAACAAGGUUCUGGCAACCAAAAUCAACAGGGUGGUGGAAACCAAAAUCAACAAGGCGGUGGAAACCAAAAUCAACAAGGCGGUGGAAACCAAAAUCAACAAGGCAAUGAAAAUCAAAAUCAACAAGGAUCGGGCAAUCAAAAUCAACAAAAUGGUUCUAACCAAAGUCAACAAGGUUCCGGUAAUCAAAACCAACAGGGUAAUGGCAACCAAAACCAACAGGGAGGCGACAACCAAAACCAACAAGGUUCGGGCAAUCAAAACCAACAAAAUGGUAACAACCAAAAUCAACAAGGCAACGGAAAUCAAAAUCAACAAGGAUCUGGCGACCAAAAUCAACAAGUUAGCGAUAAUCAAAACCAACAAAGUUCCGGUAAUCAAAAUCAGCAACAAACUACAACUGAACAGCAAAAUUCUGGACAAAUUUCUAACAAUAAAUGUGUUAAAGAAGGAUUUGCUAAUGAUGAAAAGGACUGUAGGAAAUUUUAUAGAUGUGUUAAUGAUGGUAAAGGGCAAUAUAUAAAAUAUGAAUUUAGUUGCGCUGAAGGAACCGUUUGGGAUCAAAAUGCACUUUCUUGUAAUUAUCCCUCCGCAGUAACGGGUAAAUGUUCACAACCAUCGCAGUCACAACCUAACGGAGAAAGCGAAGGCAAUAACCAAAACCAGCAGGGAUCCGGUAACCAAAAUCAACAAGGAUCAAGUAAUCAAAAUCAACAAGGUAACGGUGACCAAAAUCAACAAGGUUCUGGCAACCAAAAUCAACAAGGCGGUGGAAACCAAAAUCAACAAGGCAAUGAAAAUCAAAAUCAACAAGGAUCGGGCAAUCAAAAUCAACAAAAUGGUACUAAUCAAAGUCAACAAGGUUCCGGUAAUCAAAACCAACAGGGUAAUGGCAACCAAAACCAACAGGGAGGCGACAACCAAAACCAACAAGGUUCGGGCAAUCAAAACCAACAAAAUGGCAACAACCAAAAUCAACAAGGCAACGGAAAUCAAAAUCAACAAGGAUCUGGCGACCAAAAUCAACAAGGUAGCGGUAAUCAAAACCAACAAAGUUCCGGUAAUCAAAAUCAGCAACAAACUACAACUGAACAGCAAAAUUCCGGACAAAUUUUCAACAAUAAAUGUGUUAAAGAAGGAUUUGGUAAUGAUGAAAAAGACUGUAAGAAAUUUUAUAGAUGUGUUAGUGAUGGUAAAGGGCAAUAUAUAAAAUAUGAAUUUAGUUGCGCUGAAGGAACCGUUUGGGAUCAAAAUGCACUAGCUUGUAAUUAUCCCUCAGCCGUAACUGGUAAAUGUGCACAACCAUCGCAGUCACAAUCUAACGGAGAAAGCGAAGGCAAUAACCAAAACCAACAGGGAUCCGCAAAUCAAAAUCAACAAGGAACAACUAAUCAAAAUCAACAAGGUUCUGGCAACCAAAAUCAACAGGGUGGUGGAAACCAAAAUCAACAAGGCGGUGGAAACCAAAAUCAACAAGGCGGUGGAAACCAAAAUCAACAAGGCAAUGAAAAUCAAAAUCAACAAGGAUCGGGCAAUCAAAAUCAACAAAAUGGUUCUAACCAAAGUCAACAAGGUUCCGGUAAUCAAAACCAACAGGGUAAUGGCAACCAAAACCAACAGGGAGGCGACAACCAAAACCAACAAGGUUCGGGCAAUCAAAACCAACAAAAUGGUAACAACCAAAAUCAACAAGGCAACGGAAAUCAAAAUCAACAAGGAUCUGGCGACCAAAAUCAACAAGUUAGCGAUAAUCAAAACCAACAAAGUUCCGGUAAUCAAAAUCAGCAACAAACUACAACUGAACAGCAAAAUUCUGGACAAAUUUCUAACAAUAAAUGUGUUAAAGAAGGAUUUGCUAAUGAUGAAAAGGACUGUAGGAAAUUUUAUAGAUGUGUUAAUGAUGGUAAAGGGCAAUAUAUAAAAUAUGAAUUUAGUUGCGCUGAAGGAACCGUUUGGGAUCAAAAUGCACUUUCUUGUAAUUAUCCCUCCGCAGUAACGGGUAAAUGUUCACAACCAUCGCAGUCACAACCUAACGGAGAAAGCGAAGGCAAUAACCAAAACCAGCAGGGAUCCGGUAACCAAAAUCAACAAGGAUCAAGUAAUCAAAAUCAACAAGGUAACGGUGACCAAAAUCAACAAGGUUCUGGCAACCAAAAUCAACAAGGCGGUGGAAACCAAAAUCAACAAGGCGGUGGAAACCAAAAUCAACAAGGCAGUGAAAAUCAAAAUCAACAAGGGUCGGGCAAUCAAAAUCAACAAAAUGGUACUAACCAAAGUCAACAAGGCUCCGGUAAUCAAAACCAAGAGAAUAAUGGAAACCAAAACCAACAGGGGGGUAAUAACCAAAACCAACAAGGUUCUGGCAAUCAAAACCAACAGGAAGGUAGUAAUCAAAAUCAACAAAAUGGCAAUAACCAAAAUCAACAAGUAAACGGAAAUCAAAAUCAACAAGGAUCUGGCGGCCAAAAUCAACAGGGUAACGGUAAUCAGAACCAGCAAGGUUCCGGUAAUCAAAAUCAGCAACAAACUACAACUGAGCAACAAAAUUCUGGACAAAUUUCUAACAAUAAAUGUGUUAAAGAAGGAUUUGCUAAUGACGAAAAAGACUGUAAGAAAUUUUAUAGAUGUGUUAGUGAUGGUAAAGGGCAAUAUAUAAAAUAUGAAUUUAGUUGUGCUGAAGGAACCGUUUGGGAUCAAAAUGCACUUGCUUGUAAUUAUCCCUCAGCUGUAACUGGUAAAUGUUCACAACCAUCACAGUCACAAUCUAACGGAGAAGGCGAAGGCAAUAAUCAAAAUCAACAGGGCUCUGUAAACCAAAACCAACAAGGUAAUGGUAACCAGAACCAACAAGGUACUGACAACCAAAACCAAAACCAACAGGGUGGUAAUAACCAGAACCAACAAGGAUCAGGUAAUCAAAACCAACAUAAUCAAAAUCAACAGAAUGGUAACAACCAAAAUCAACAAAGCUCUGGCAACCAAAAUCAACAGGGCGGUACUAAUCAAAAUCAACAAGGCAAUGGAAAUCAAAGUCAACAAGGUACUGGCAACCAAAACCAAAACCAACAGGGUGGUAAUAACCAGAACCAACAAGGAUCAGGCAAUCAAAACCAACAGGGAAGUGGCAAUAAUCAAAAUCAACAGAAUGGUAACAACCAAAAUCAACAAAGCUCUGGCAACCAAAAUCAACAGGGCGGUAGUAACCAAAAUCAACAGAACGGUACUAACCAAAAUCAACAAGGCAAUGGAAACCAAAAUCAACAAGGAUCUGGUCACCAACAAACUACAACUGAACAGCAAAACUCUGGACAAAUUUCUAACAAUAAAUGUAUUAAAGAAGGAUUUGCUAAAGAUGAAAAAGACUGUAAGAAAUUUUAUAGAUGUGUUAGUGAUGGUAAAGGGCAAUAUAUAAAAUAUGAAUUUAGUUGCGCUGAAGGAACGGUUUGGGAUCAAGAUGCACUUGCUUGUAAUUAUCCUUCAGCAGUAACUGGCGAAUGUUCACAAUCCUCUCAGUCACAAUCUAACGGUGACCAACAAGGAUCUAGUAAUAAUAAUCAAAAUCAACAAGGUUCUGGCAACCAAAACCAACAGGGAAAUGGUAAUCAAAAUCAACAAGGUUCUGGAAAUCAAAACCAACAGGGUAGCCAUAGCCAAAACCAACAAAACAAUGGACACCAAAAUCAACAAGGAUCUGGUAACAAUGGAAACCAAAAUCAACAAGGAACUGCCAAUCAAAACCAACAGGGCGGUAAUAACCAAAACCAACAAAGUAAUGUAAACCAAAAUCAACAAGGUUCCGGAAAUCAAAACCAACAGAACGGGGAUAACCAAAACCAACAGGGUAAUGGUAACCAAAAUCAACAAAGCAGCAAUCAAAAUCAACAAAAUACAACUAAGCCACAAAAUUCCGGUCAAGUUUCUAACAACAAAUGUGUUAAAGAAGGAUUUGCUAAAGACGAAAAGGACUGUAAGAAAUUUUACAGAUGUGUAAGUGAUGGUAAAGGCCAAUACAUCAAAUAUGAGUUUACUUGCGGUGAAGGAACUGUUUGGGACCAAAAUACGCUUGCGUGUAACUAUCCCUCAGCAGUAACUGGCGAAUGCUCACAAUCAUCACAGCCAUUAUCCGAUGCAAAUAAUCAAAACCAACAAGGCAGUGGUAACCAAAAUCAACAAGGAAAUGGAAACCAAAAUCAACAGAACGGUGGAAACCAAAAUCAACAGAAUGGUCAAGAACAAAACCAACAAGGUUCCAACAACCAAAAUCAACAGAACGGUAGUAACCAAAAUCAACAAGGUUCUGGCAACCAAAAUCAGCAGGGAGGUGGGAACCAAAAUCAACAGCACGGAAGUAACCAAAAUCAACAAGGUUCUGGCAACCAAAAUCAACAAGGUUCUGGCAACCAAAAUCAAUCAGGAUCUGGAAACCAAAACCAAGGGGGAGGUGGAAACCAAAAUCAACAGAAUGGUCAUAACCAAAACCAACAAGGUUCCAACAACCAGAAUCAACAGAGCGGUAGUAACCAAAAUCAACAAGGUUCUGGCAACCAAAAUCAACAAGGUUUAAAUAAUCAAAAUUCUGGACAAAUUUCUAACAAUAAAUGUAUUAAGGAAGGUUUUGCUAAAGAUGAAAAUGACUGUAAAAAAUUUUAUAGAUGUGUAAGUGAUGGAAAAGGUCAAUACACCAAAUAUGAAUUUACUUGCGCCGAAGGAACAGUUUGGGACCAAAAUGCACUUGCUUGUAAUUAUCCUUCAGCAGUAACUGGAAAAUGUUCACAACCCUCGCAGUCACCGUCGAACGAAGGAAGUGAAGGCAAUAAUCAAAAUCAACAGGGAUCCGGAAAUCAAAAUCAACAAGGUAAUGGAAAUCAAAAUCAACAAGGUUCUGGCAAUCAAAACCAACAGGGUAGUGGUAAUCAAAACCAACAGGGCGGUGAUAACCAAAACCAACAGGAAUCAGGCAAUCAAAAUCAGCAAGGUGGUAACAAUCAAAAUCAACAGAAUUAUAAUAACCAAAAUCAACAAAGCUCCGAUAAUCAAAAUCAAGAGGGUGGUAAUAACCAAAAUCAACAAGGAAAUGGAAACCAAAAUCAACAGGGCAAUGGUAAUCAAAAUCAAAAUCAACAAGGAAGUGGCAACCAAAACCAACAAGGAUCUGGAAACCAAAACCAACAGGAUGGUGGGAAUCAAAAUCAAAAUGGCAGCGGUAGUCAAAAUCAACAAGGUUCCGGUAAUAACAAUCAACAGGUAACACAAAAACCAAAUAAUUCAAGCAAUACUGGAUUAGUUACAAAUAAAAAAUGUGUUAAAGAAGGUUUUGCAAAAGACGAUGAUGAUUGUAAAAAAUUCUAUAGAUGUGUUAACAAUGGUAAAGGCGGAUACGACAAGUAUGAAUUUACUUGCCCCGAAGGAACUGUUUGGGAUGAAACAAAUCUUUCGUGUAACUGGCCAUUUGCAGUUACAGGAAAAUGUGGACAACCAAAUUCCAAUAACAAUAACCAAAACAGUAGUAACCAACAAAAUGGUUCCAACAAUAGCAACAACCAACAAAAUAUAGGCACUAAUUCCGACCAAGAUAAUAACCAACAAAGUAACGGAUCAAAUGAGAACAAUCAACAAAAUGCAGGAGACGGAUCAAGUCAACAAAAUAAUCAAGGAGGAAAUGGAUCUAAUAAUAAUAAUCAACAAAAUACGGGUGAUAAUUCUAGUCAACAAAAUAAUCAGCAAGGUGGUGGAACGAAUAGUAAUAACCAACAAAACACUGGUAACGGAUCAAAUCAGAACAAUCAGCAAAGUACUGGUUCAAAUCAAAACACUCAACAAAAUACCGGAAAUAAUUCUAAUCAGCAGAACAAUCAAGGUGGCACAUCCAAUGGUAAUAACCAACAGAAUGUAGGUGAUGGAUCAAAUCAAAACAAUCAACAAAAUGCCGGAAAUAAUUCCAAUCAGCAGAAUAAUCAAGGCGGUGGAUCCAGUAAUAGUAACAACCAACAAAACGUAGGUGACGGAUCAAACCAAAACAAUAAUCAACAGACUAACGGAUCAAAUCAAAACAAUCAACAAAAUGCAGGCGACGGAUCCAACCAACAAAAUAAUCAAAGUGGAAGUGGUUCUAACCACAACAAUCAACAAAACACAGGUGAUAAUUCCAGUCAACAAAAUAAUCAACAAGGUAGCGGAUCGAAUAAUAAUAACCAACAAAACGUUGGUGAUGGUUCGAAUCAAAACAACAAUCAACAAGGGACUGGAUCGAAUGGAAAUAAUCAACAAAAUACCGGUAGUGGAACAAAUCAAAACAACAAUCAAGGAAAUAACCAACAAGGAUCAUCUAACCAACCAAAUGUUUCUAGUGGAGUAGGAAGUACUUGUACUCAAGAAGGCUUUUUAGGAGAUCCAAACGAUUGCAGGAAAUUUUAUAGAUGUGUUUCAAAAGGACAUACAUAUGGAUUCAUAAGGUACGAAUUUUCUUGUGGUAAAGACACCGUAUGGGAUCCCAAUAGCAUCACCUGCAAUUAUCCAUGGGCUGUAACAGGAAGAUGUUAUUCUGCUACUGUUCCUUCAGAACCUACAGUUACAGAGGGUCCAAUUUACACCAUCGAACCGCCAGAAAUUGUCAGUGUCACCAACGGACCCGAACAACCCGUCGAACCAGCAAUCACACCAGCAACUGAAGCCCCAGUAAGCACUGUAACGAAACCAUGCCCCAUCGGCGAAAUCGAGGGCAAUCAAUUAACGUUAGUCUGCCCAACUGGGUUCCGAAGACACCCAAGAUACUGCAACUUGUUCUACCAAUGUACUACGAGCAAAAAUGGACAUGACUUUAAAGUACUGGUAUUGAGCUGUCCCGAUGGAUUAAUAUUCGACGACAAAAAGGUGCAGUGCUUACCUCAAAAUGAAACUAGUCCUUGCCAAGGCGAAAUUGCAUCCAGUACUCUUUAUAGAACGCUGGAAGCAAAUUCUAUACCACCAUUGCAGAUAAACAAAAAAGAUACGAUGUGUCCCUCAGAUGGAAAUUAUCUCCUAGAUCCAUCAGCUUGUAGUAACAAUUUCAUCAAAUGUGAAAAGUCAAAUAGUUCUUCCCGAAUGGAAGGAUAUAUGUACCAGUGUCCUGAAGGAUUCUCUUUCUGGAGAAUCAGCAGAAGAUGUGAACGAAAUUAUAGACUCCUUGACUGUGGAAAUCUUAAUAAUAACCAAAACUCUAACUGGGAAAUGCCCAUCGAAUACGAAAACGUCUCUUUAAGAAGACGAAAAAGUGCGUACGCUGAGUGGUAAAAUGUAAAAAUAGGUUUUUGUGAUUUAUUAAAUGGUAAACAGAUGACGUAAACAGUUCCAAAAAGUUAGGUUCAUAACCGUUUCUUACUCAUGAACUAUGUAGAUGUAGCUAUACAUUUGUAAAAAAUGGACGUAUAUUAUGCUACUAACCUAACCUAGAAUGUAGUUUGAAUUGGUCAGGUGUUAGUUUUUUAGAUGUUGGUAAUAACCACGUCAGAGAUGACUUGAUUUUCAAGUAGGUAGAUAUAAAAAUUUUCAAAUUGAUCUUUGAUAUUCUUUUGUGGCUUUCGUUCUGCAUUAUUUAGAGACAUUAAAUCUCAAAAACUAUCACCUUGACUGUUUACUACAUAUAAUCGAAAAAGUUAUUAUGGAAUUUUGAAAGAACUGCGUCGUAGAAUUUAAAAUAAAAAUAAUGGAAGGAAAGCUAAAAGUUUGUAAAACCAUUUUUGAUCCAACGUUGAUUGAAAAAUCUUGCCGCUAUUUUUAUUUUAUUAGUAAAGAGAAAUUUUUAUUGUAUUGUUUUAUAGGUGUUUUACAUCAUUUAUUAAUAUAUAGAAGAAAAAUGAUAGAUGUAAUCCAGUGUGAUUAAAAGAAAAUUGAAAUAUUAACUUUUUGAAAAAUGUAUACGUAACAGUAUGCCUCAAUUUUCUUGAUACCAACGUAUCAGUAUGUAGUGAAAGAAAAGGUACCAUUUACCAUGUAUCUAGAUUAUCAGACCUUUAGAAUAUAAAAUCAUGAACGGGUUGACUGUAUGAGACCAAUAUUACAGUGGUACUAUGGAAGUGGCCAUCCUCAGCUCUUUAGGACUAUUUUUCAUUGACUACGAAUAUUAAUUAUGGGUCAUAGAGUAGCAGUAUUCUUAACUUUAAAGUUAAACGGCCUACAUACGUUCCGACCGUGCCAUCCGACAUGACUUAACUCCCCGACCAUCCUUGUCGGGGUCAGCUCUAAAAUCAUCCUGACCAAACUAUCCGACAAAACAAGUUCCACGUUCCAACCAUUACUACAGGCCUGUCGGGCUGUCGGAAUAUCACGGUUGUACAACCAGAUAGGUCGACCGACCAUAAAAUAUAACUUUUUUGUCGUGCCAAAAACAUUACACACACCCCAACCGUCGAGCCCAACGUUGUCGGUCAUGACAUUUGUGUGAUUUAAGGUUGAUUUAUCUUAGGAAGGGACGUGGACAGCACGGCUGCCUUGCAGGGCAUGUUGAAGAAUCGUGUGAUAUGAAAAGCAUUGGCUAGUUUAGUUUAUAGUACAACGGAACGGGACAACAACGGAGACGUGCGCCGUCUAUUGGUCUACAGCCGGUGCCGUCUACAUCCCGUCGUAAGAUAAGUCCGGUUUUAAUCGGGACGUGUGUAGGUCGUUCUAUAAUAAUUUAUUAUAUUUUUUUGCUAAUAAUAUACGUAUUCUAUGUUACAUUUUUAAAAAAGUUGAUAUUUAUGAAAAAAUCUUUGAUAAAUAAUUUGCUCAAACAUAUUUUUCCUAUUAAUAGUUGAUGUAAAACUUGACUGAUAUUUAUUAGUUUAAUUAUUAAUAACACCGCGAUAUUGAGAUGUAUGAUUUCAUAUUCGCUCAUUGGGACUUGGUUGUGGUUAUUUAUUUUUUUACUUAACUUUGUAAUUGUAACUAGUUAUUAUAGUUCUCACUAAUUUUAAGUGUAAAAAGCUGCCAUUUUACUUAUAUAUUAGAUCAAUUUAAAUAAAUAAUAAAUGCAUAUAA
This is a messenger RNA of Diabrotica virgifera virgifera (western corn rootworm), 13932 nucleotides long. Its product is annotated as hornerin-like. Gene Ontology annotation, molecular function: chitin binding. Bases 214 to 12207 code for a protein of 3997 amino acids. Gene Ontology annotation, cellular component: extracellular region. The record is from RefSeq and is a predicted model, not a curated record. NCBI's taxonomy places the organism in Eukaryota, Metazoa, Arthropoda, Insecta, Coleoptera, Chrysomelidae. The transcript is spliced from 7 exons.